Phytophthora nicotianae INRA-310 is the source of this 946-nucleotide messenger RNA. RefSeq lists its product as hypothetical. The record is from RefSeq and is a predicted model, not a curated record. The transcript has a single exon. Gene Ontology annotation, cellular component: extracellular region. Lineage: Eukaryota; Oomycota; Peronosporomycetes; Peronosporales; Peronosporaceae. Gene Ontology annotation, biological process: carbohydrate metabolic process. The coding region runs from base 164 to 802 and encodes 212 amino acids. Gene Ontology annotation, molecular function: cellulose binding.
CGUACUUCCUUGACUCAUAGGACAAAGUGACCAGCAACUCAGCUGCAUGGCUGCUAGCGUGCCUCUCGAACUCGUCCAUGCAGCAUGACGCUUGCCGCCGCUGAUAGCGUACCGUCCAUUCUGCAUUUGACCAUCUAACACCAAAAGUAUCCUCGCUGGCACCAUGAAACUCUCCGUGUUCGUCGCUGCUCUGUUGGGCCUAGCCGCCUCCCCCGCUGCGGACGCUUCGCUGCACCUGCGUGUCCACAUCCUGACCGAGAAGGCGGGACUGUACCAGCAGUGUGAAUGGGAGAACAAGGCCGUCAAGUGCGACACUGGCAUGUUCUGCCAGAUGAAGGAGAAGCACUUUGGCUGGUGCAUGAAGAAGAACCCGGGACUCAACGACCAGUGCGGUGGCAAGGGCACCGCUGGCCCCUGGUCUGUGCCCUGCAGUGGCAGCAACCUCAAGUGCGUUCUCAUCUCGGACCAAUACAGCAAGUGCCAGAAGAAGACCGACCGUGAAAAAAUCAAGAUGCCUAACCACCGCAAAGAGGAGGAGGGGGAGGAGAAGGUGGCGCUCAAUGAACGCUGCAAGUUCGAGGAUGGCACGAAGAGCUGCGCGUCUGGUCUGCAGUGCGUUGAGGAUAGCGAGUGGUCUGGCAACUGCAUGAAGAAGGAAGCUGAUCUGUACGACCAAUGCGCUGGCCAGGAGAUCCGCGGCCUUUGGAAGGCUUCAUGCCCCAAGGGCGCACUUUGCCGCGAGUCCGACACCUUCUACAGCCAGUGCCUGCCCGAAGCCGUGUCCAAAGCUAUGGACGCGUAGGCGGACUACAGUUUCGAUCUUGGCGAGCUGGAAAGAACUUUCCAAAGCUCGUAGUGGAUAGUGAACUCCCCAACCUCUUUUUAUGAAAGAUAACAAACCUGUUGACUAAUAUGUCGUUAAAUGCUUUGGACUCGCCGAGUGUUU